Postia placenta MAD-698-R-SB12 is the source of this 777-nucleotide messenger RNA. RefSeq lists its product as hypothetical. Lineage: Eukaryota; Fungi; Basidiomycota; Agaricomycetes; Polyporales; Adustoporiaceae. The transcript has 4 exons. The record is from RefSeq and is a predicted model, not a curated record. Bases 1 to 777 code for a protein of 258 amino acids.
AUGACUGAAGUUACUUGGCAUUUCAUUCUCCCGUACAUUGAACUCACCGCCUAUACCACCCAGCGUCUGUUCAGAAAGCCUAACAAGCGGUACGCCGGCGCUACCGACUACGCGCUAUCAUAUCCAGAAGCGUCCGACACGCCUUAUCUCAGCAUGCCACACGUCCCAUUCCCCCUCGACUACCACCAGACGCUGCUCUCUCUCCUCGAUGUUCUCUCCGAAGUGUACAACAAGAUAUCCAAGAUCCUCGGCCCGUCGCCUUUUCCAAAUGCGGGGCAACAUAUGAUGGGCCCGCUGGGGCUGCUCUCUCCACAUCCGGGCGUGUCGUACUUAUUCACGGGUAUCGAUGCGGCAACGACACAUGAGGGCGAGAGCAGUUUGUGGGGCAUAGCGCACGCUGCCGGCUCAGGCACACCGGCCGCGCUUGGAGGAGGCAACGUGAUGUACGGUGGCGCAUUGGGCAGUCCGCCACCGAGCUGGAACUCUGCGCUCGGUGACACAGUGAAGCAGAUUGACAAUAAGCUGAAGAAACUGAUCGCGAUGCUGCUGAAGGAGCUCGACGAUUUUGCGCGGGCAGGCAUCAAGGACGAGCUCGCGUCAUUGGAUCCCCUUCUGCGCAACGUGUCCGUGCCGGAGGAUCCGCGCGAACAGUAUGAGAUUGAAUUGACGCACGGCGUCCCUGGCGCGAGCCUGUGCGACACGCCACGAAACAGGCAUCAUGGGGCGGGCUUCUCGCUUCCCACCAGGCCACUCAACUUGCUGGCAGAGGGCUUCUAG